Messenger RNA from Rhineura floridana, 5377 nucleotides. It is a transcript of the gene EPN2, whose product is annotated as epsin 2. Gene Ontology annotation, cellular component: endosome; plasma membrane; clathrin vesicle coat. Lineage: Eukaryota; Metazoa; Chordata; Lepidosauria; Squamata; Rhineuridae. The transcript has 11 exons. Gene Ontology annotation, biological process: endocytosis. The coding region runs from base 615 to 2396 and encodes 593 amino acids. The record is from RefSeq and is a predicted model, not a curated record. Gene Ontology annotation, molecular function: clathrin binding; phospholipid binding.
GCGCUGCUCCUGCUCUUGCUGCUCCUGGCGGCGCUCCAGUCCGGAGCCACUCGGGCCCUGCGAGAGCAGCAGCAGCCGUCUCUGAAGAAACUGACCAAUGAGAACUAACUUCUGCCUUUAGGAAGCAGGAAAACCAUGACAUUCAGGACAACACUGAAUGCAGCUUUCUUUCCUCAACUAUGGCCUGUGGCUUCUCUUUGUCCUGCACGUUCAUCAGUCCCUGGUUGAACAUAACGAUGGUGGGUGGAGCGACUGUGGAAAGCAACAGAAUGCUUAUUUGUGAGACAGAACAGGUAGUUCUUGCCAUCCUGGAUGUUGUUCUUUUCCUCCUGCCUCUAUUGAAAGGGAGACUUUGAAUAAACCACUGAAUCUUGCACACAGCCAAGUCAGAGCCAUACAAUUCUCGUGAGCUGUAAGAGGACGUAUUUGCAGGUCGGAGUUUCCAGUUCCUUUUUUAUCUCUCGUGAGGGGAAGAAAUGACUUUACCAGAACUUGCUCCAAGUUGGUCACAUAUAUUGAGUCUUCAUAUCACAGAGACUUUCAAAAUAGAAAAAACUGUGAUCAGUCUCUGAGGGCUUUUUUGGGAACCUGCCUUGAUUUAGGAGGAGAUAAAAAUGACAACUUCAAUUAGGAGGCAAAUGAAAAACAUUGUGAACAAUUAUUCGGAGGCCGAAAUAAAAGUUCGGGAAGCAACUUCAAAUGACCCCUGGGGUCCAUCCAGCUCCUUAAUGACUGAAAUAGCGGAUUUAACAUACAAUGUGGUGGCCUUUUCUGAAAUAAUGAGCAUGAUCUGGAAACGUCUGAAUGACCAUGGCAAAAACUGGAGGCAUGUUUAUAAGGCCUUAACUCUGUUGGAUUACCUGAUUAAAACUGGCUCGGAGAGGGUGGCACAGCAGUGCAAAGAGAACAUCUUUGCUAUCCAGACUCUGAAGGACUUUCAGUACAUUGACCGGGAUGGUAAGGACCAGGGCAUCAAUGUGCGGGAGAAGUCCAAGCAGUUGGUAUCACUUCUGAAAGAUGAUGAUCGGCUCAAGGGAGAGAGGGCCCAAGCCCUGAAGACGAAAGAGCGCAUGGCACAGGUGGCUACUGGGGUCGGUAGCAAUCAGAUAACCUUUGGCAGAGGUUCCAGCCAACCUAAUCUGUCCACCAGCUACUCAGAGCAAGAGUACGGCAAGUCAGGAGGCUCUCCAGCUUCUUACCACGGCUCUACAUCACCUCGAGUGUCUUCAGAGUUGGAGCAGGCACGGCCUCAGACGAGUGGAGAAGAAGAACUUCAACUGCAGCUGGCCCUGGCUAUGAGCAGAGAAGUUGCAGAACAGGAGGAGCGCCUUCGACGCGGCGAUGAUCUGAGAUUGCAGAUGGCUUUGGAGGAAAGUCGCAGAGAUACAGUUAAAAUUCCCAGAAAGAAGGAGCGCGGAACGGUCUUGGAUCUCAUGGAUUCCCUGCCCUCCUCAGUGCCAGCUCCUCAGAAAGGAGAGCCUUGGGGGCCACCAGCUGCAGCAGGCCAGACAGACCCAUGGGGGGUGCCUGCAGCCAACAGUACCACCUCAGACCCCUGGCAGUCAUUUGGUGCCAAACCAGCAGUCUCUGUUGACCCCUGGGGAGCCCCAGCAGCGCCAUCUGCUGCCCAGCCUGUGCCAAAGAAUGUAGACCCCUGGGCUCGCUCUCAGACACCCUCUGUAGCAACAAAAGCCGCUGUUGAUCCUUGGGGACCAGUGCCAGCAAAUAGGCCUAUUUCUGCUUCUGGUAGCAAAUCUUUUGACCUCUUCAGCAAUUUGAAUGGGACAAUUAAAGAUGACUUUUCUGACUUUGACAGCCUUCGGACAUCUAAAAAGCAAGGUUCUGCUUUGUCAGCCCAGAACAGCGGUACGACUAGUCCUGACCUUUUUGAGUCUCAGCCUGCUAACUCGGCCUCGAGUAAACAGAGCACGGCUCGGAAAACCCCUGAGUCUUUCUUGGGCCCCAACGCUGCUCUGGUAAACCUGGAUUCAUUGGUAUCGAAGCCUCCCCAGCCAGCCCCUUCGCUGAAUCCUUUCUUGGCUCCAGGAAUGGCAGCUGCCCCUGCUGCUGCCCCUGCUGCUGCAGCUCCAAUCAACCCCUUCCAGGUGAAUCAGCCUCAGCCCCUCACUCUCAGUCAGAUGCGAUCCAGUCCUGUCAUGGGAAGCAGCCCAUCCUUCAGCACUGUGGCAGUUGUAGGCGUGGAGCCUGUACCUUUGCCUUCCGUGGCACCGGUGGCUAUGGCAAUGGCACCCAUGCCAGUCAUGGGCACUGUGGUGUCUCUUACCAGAAUGGGCCAGGGGAUGAACGUGGGCUCAGUGGUGCAGCCUCUUCACAGUACUGGGCUCCCUUCCUCGGGCUCCCAGCCUGCAAACGCUACUAAUCCUUUCCUCCUAUAAAGGCCCAGUGCGUGAAACUGAACUUGGUGGAAGAUUUGCAGAAUUUCUGAGGCCGGUUUGGGCUGAACUGUGUGUGUACAAGAGACUUGGGGGAAACUAGGUUUGUGGUUUACAGUUGCAUUCACUGAAGACUUCUCUCGCCACUUGCCAUUUAAUCUAAAUCUAGCCUUUGUUGCAGAUGGUACUUUUUACUUUCAUCUAGUGGGAGCAUCGCAUAACAGGUUCAGACUUCUGUCACCAAAGUUUUCUUCUCUUUGCUCCUCUCACCCCCACUCCCUUUUUUUUGUUAAUCAUUUCAAUAUCGUAGGAAGAACCUGCCAUUUUAAGUAGCCCUCAUCGCUGUAUUUUGAAGACCAUAUGCUGGACCCUGAAGUGGUUACAACUCAAGUCUUGUCAGAACUCCAUGCUCCUAAACAAUAGGUUUGAGACUUGAGAGUGCUAGUGGACAUAUUUGCACAUAACUAUAUAUUAUUCUAGACUGUUGGUUCACCCAUAGUCCUUAUACAUCUUAGAAGAAGAAAGAGGGAUUUGGGGUGCCCAGAAAUGGUCGUCCCCCCCGUACACUAAAACAUGAUAGUGCCAAACUGGACCCAUUGUCUGGGCUUGGGGUUGCAUUGAAACGGAUGGCAAAAGCAAGCUUGUCAAAAGGUUGAAAGAAGCAGGCUCUCAUGUGGUAGUGAAAUCCUACGGGUGUGCUGUUUUGUAGGCAGUGUUGAAUUUUUUACACUUAAAAGGACUCGUUAGGACUUCUGCUUGAAUGGCUGGCAUGCUGUGCUGGUGUCCAGGAGUGUUUUGUUCUGUGCUUGUCCGAUAGUAAGUUCAUUUGGGAAUUACUGUGCGUGGUUAUCUUUUUCUUUUUAAAAAUGAGCUUGCAACGUAAGUUAAAAAUGAAGAGUGGGCAAGGGAGGCGGGUGAGAGUUGACACAACAUGAAAUUCAGUUCCAUUGGAGCAAGUUUGGGAACUAAUUAGGGAUGAACUUUGCCAUUAUGCAGUUAUCCUUGUAUACAUUUUGCACUUUUUAAAGAAAAUAUUAGUACCAUUUUGGAUUUGAGUUGGCAAGAUUGACGCUCAGUUUCUCUCUUGCUAAUUUUUAUAAUGUGGUUCUUAUUUAACAGUCUGUAGCUUUGAUAGACUUAACCUGGUCUAGCUAAAAGAAUUAAGUUAUAGUCAUUUUUUAUGAUUUAAUGCCCUCUUAUUUAUAUUAUCUAUCUAUAUAUUAGCUCUUGGUUUCCGUACAGAGUUUAAAAGGGAACGCUGAGAAAACUUUUGCUUUUGGACGAAGAGUUUGAAAUGAAAAUCAAAACGUUCCUGUGGCAUAAACUUUGAGUGGAAUAUGAACGUAAUAUGACAUAUAAAAGGAAAACACUACGUUGCCUUUCCCCUUCCCUGUUUUGUGAUUAUGUCUCCCUCACCCUGAAUGGAAAAACUCUUAAGCCUUUUAUAGACAGAAGAUCAUGAAAGAAGAGACCACUUCUCUCUUGUAAUACUUUGGGAAGCUUUUAAAAGAAAACACUGUAUGAAUGUUGUUAAUUUUAAUCAGCUGAAUUCUUCUAACUAAAGAUGCACUCCAUGCUAACAACUGGCUCUGUUUACGGUCUUCAUUGCAAAGUGAACUUUUGAUUACUCAUUAAGCCAUACCCAGGUUAAAGUUGUCAUUACCUGCUUUCUUCAAAAAUGGCAAUUGUAAAAAGAACGACCUCUCUCUCUCUCUCUCCCCCUCCCUCUCCCCCUCCCUCUCCCCCUCCCUCUCCCCCUCCCUCUCCCCCUCCCUCUCCCCCUCCCUCUCCCCCUCUCUCUCCCCCUCCCUCCUUCUCUCUCUCUACCCCUCUCCCUCUCCUGAGUGGGCUGCCCUUCAUUUUUGUAACCUGUUUGUUUGCAGUGGUAGUAGAGCAUCUACUUUGUAAGUGGACGGUCCCAGGUUCAACCCUGGUAUCUCCAGAUAGUGCCUGAAAAUCCUGGAGAGCCCCUGCCACCCAGUGUCAACAGCACUGAGCUAGAUGGGUGGAAACUGAAUAGUAUCUCUGGUGUUAGACCAGAGUGUCAAGGUACCCGGGUCAUAAGACAACAAUGGCACACUAGUGUGUCUUAUUAAGGGGCAGUCAGUCAUAUCCAAAAUUGCUGCUGGCAGGGUUGAAGGUCUUGGUAUUAAUGCAGAUGAAGCAGCUACUUCCCAGUCUGUCUGUAACAAUAUUAGCCUGUCCUUCUUGCCCCCUCCUCCAGUCCUGUGACUUCCAACUGUGUUUCAUUUUCUUUGUCCAGAAAUUUUGGAUCUCUCCUUGUGUUGAACAGGCCACAACAAAAGCCAGUCCUCCAAGUAACAGUGGAGAUGCUAUGAAGACUGAAUGGUUUCUCCCAGGUCAGACGUGAAAAACCCCUUAGCUUCCGGAACAUUCUACAGUAAAUGGGAGCUAAACCAAGUACCAUGUCUUAGCCCAAUGUUGGUGUAUUUCCUACUUGUUGGAUAUGGCUUCCCUCCCGCAUCUAAAUGCAGCACAUCAGGACAGCGAUGAGAGAGACUUCAUUGCACAAUUUAAUUCGUACUUUCCAAACCAAUGUGCAAGCUGAAAUACAGCUGCCUUUCAAAAUUCACUCUCUCUGAAUUUUGUGUGUUAGGGUGAUGCAGUUCUCCAGCAGGAAAAAAUGUGUUAAAAAUGCAUAUUUUAGGGGCAAGUGCGCAUAACAGUGUGUAUAUUUGUGAAAAAUAAUGUACAAAAUGCAUUGUAUUAGGGAAAAUAGUUUGCAAUACACAUAUUGGGCAAAUUGUAUUCAGAUGCUUGUAUUAGGAGAAAUGCGUACACAUUUUUGUGUGGACCUUUUUUUUUAAUGCAUACCGAUAUGGAAAUGGGUCAAGCUGAACUUAGUAUCAGAAAAAUGAGAAAAACUGAAAUUGAUAUUCAUCCUCGCAUCAUGGACACGUCUUGAUCUGCGUCAAUGAGUUUUUCCUAACCACUGUUUUUAAUAAUAAAGUAUCAUAGCCAUA